This is a messenger RNA of Amoebophrya sp. A25, 3509 nucleotides long. NCBI's taxonomy places the organism in Eukaryota, Dinophyceae, Syndiniales, Amoebophryaceae. The record is from the annotation of a GenBank genome assembly.
CUUGUUCUGAAGACAAGCCUCGAACCUUCCAGGACAGACUGAAUCUUUUUCCGAUCAGAUCUGGAAGGUGUUCUUUGCAAGUAAAUUGCACUUGGCUCUAAAUGAUACAUCCAUGUAGUUAGAGUUGCAUCACCACUACGUACUACCUCGUAAGCAAAAAUACGAUUAACGACAACGACUGGUGCUCGGGAAACCCCUACUACUUGUUACGUAUAAAGAUCUUCUUUUUAAUCUUCUUUAAUUCUUCACCAAAAAAAUGGCAACCACGAGCACGAGCAAAAUGUCUUCUCCUUCAGCUCUUUUUCCGGAGAUGGUGAAGCGGAUGCAGGAGGAAAAGCAGCAAAGGGAGAGGCAUCUCCCGGACGUGCAGAAGAUACGGGAUGAGGUGAAGCAAAAACGCUUUCAGGCUGUACAUGGCGGCCAUGAAGCCGAUUAUUUCGGUUUUCAUGACGACUUCUUCAUUGCAUAUGGUUACAAAAGAGCCUGAAUCCCUCGAGUUCAUCUGCGUUCUGCUCUUAUGAUUCCAAAAUAAAGUUGCUCCUAAUGAUGCCAGAUGCCUUGCGUUUCUAGUAUAGACUCUCAGCGGAAAAUCUUCAGUAGGAUACACUGGGAGAAUCGUGCCCAUAUGGAUCGCACCGCUGAAGGGGCUGGCGCCCCUGGAGGUGGAUGCCGCAGCGCCUCUGCCCUUCCACGUGAUUCCUGCCGCGAGGAUGUGCCGCAUAGCACCGGAGCAUCUUGUGCGUGGUGUGUGUGUGUCUUUGUAGCGUCGGCGACCUCCGUUGCGGCCGGAGGCGUGUCGCUGGCCCUCUCCAGUUUCUCGCGUCUCCCUUGGGCGCUCAGUUUCCCUCGAGUUCAUCUGUGUUCUCCUAAUAAAUUUUGGAAAAUAUUAAAGUGAUACCCAUAAUUCCACGACAGAAGAGCAAGAAACGACAGAUUCAGGAAGUUUAACCAGUCAUGGUGACUAUCAAGAACACCUGGAGGACUUGUUCCGUGGAAAAUCCGAGUUAGAAGGCAAAUCCGAAGAUUGGCGGCACACUAUGGAAGAGAUCGUCGCGCUGCGAUUCGUGCUCGAUUUUCUACGUCGUGCCAUUCGUGCUGGUGUGAAUACCAGGGGUUCAACUCGAUACGACUGGGCACGUGACGAAACCCGGAAUAGUGACCUACUCAAGGGCCUAAUUACUCUUCGUUCCACUGAUUUAGAGGUCGACUUCGACAUCUACAAGAGAAACGAAUCAAGCGACGUGGAGUUUUCGACUGUCAGCGCGAUUGGCCGUGCAUCGUCACCUCUGCGUUUAUGAGUAACACGAGUAUGCAAGUUAACAUCCGUACCAGUAAAAACAGUUUUGAAAUAAGUAAAAAAAAUGAGAAAGACCUUCAAGAAAUACUUACGAAGAUAUUCUUGCACGAGUUUUCUAUUUUACUAGUAGAAGAUAGAAGCAGCACCAGCACCAGAAGCAGGGACGAACAGGAAGAACAGGUACAUAUUUUAUAUUUAUCUAUCAUACUAUGUUUCUUCUAAGUUCUAACUACAUUUGAUGCUCCUACUUACAGAUACUAAAUGAUCUCUCUUCACCUACAUGAACUACUUUCUUCUAACAAACGAAGAAGUGAUCGUAGCUGCCGUCAUCGAGUCUUGUCGCAUAUUCGAGCAGUACAUCAAUGAUGUCGUGGCUCGCUCCUUCGCUGUGAACCGGACUGUCAUAGAAGCUAUCUACUAUCUCUGGCUGGUACCUGCGAAUGCUGAGCUGCUCAAAUUUGACUUUCGCAACGGACCUCUGCGGAAGAAAUAUGUUAAGAUGGGUUCUUUGGUAGAAGCUAUGUGUCAUUAUUUUGCUUUUGCAAGAGGCGCAUAUCGAUGACACUACCGCCAGCUCUAUUUAUAGCUGAAUCCUUCCUCUAGUUUCUGCUAAUUUCAACGGCAUGAAGUACAUCGUGAAAGGAGUUGAGGAGACUCUGUACCAACUGAGUUUGGGCGAGCAGAACUCUGAGAAUGCCCCUCUAGAGCCCGUACCCGGUGCCCUGCUUGCAGAGUCAAAUGAAAUGCCAGAGAACCCCUUGGACCACUUGCGUUCCGUCUUUGAAGGAUAUGAUGCUGUCCGUGACGAAGUCAUCAAGAGUUCGAGGGACGUGACGAAGGCAAGCAAACAGGCAAUUUACUCAGUACAUCGAGGUCAGAUCGCGGAGGCAGAAAAGCAAAUAGCUAUUGCAACGAAAGCUGCUCAGGGCAUUUUGGACAAGAACAUCUUCAUAUCUUCUUCUACCACUACCUCGUCUUCUGGUGGACAACUCACAGGAGAACCUCCUGCAGCAAAAAAAACUAAAACGGCAUCAACAUCAGCAACAUCUUCAGGAGCCACUGCUCCGAGUUCGACGACAACUACAACAUCUUGCUCAGCUUCGAGUUCGACUACGUAUCCCUCGUCGAAGACUAGGUAUCCCUCACUUCGCACCUGUCCUGCUUUUUCUCAGGCUUUGGAGGAGCUAGGAGAAGCCCACGUUUUCUGCCAUUGGAUCAAGACUAAGGAGCUAAAACGCCAUCCCCUCUUGUCCGAUGAGGAAUUUAUCGGAGCACUGGUUAUGAAGAGCUUGAGCUACAUUGUUUCUUUAGUUACUAUGCAGUUUAAAUUUUUAUCAAAAAUCUUCAUCUUGUCAUCAUAAAAACAUCAGCAUCAUGAACUUGAACAGCACGACGCCGUAAUGAAAAAAGCGCAUUGACAGUAGAAUAUCAUGCUUCUCUCAAAAAACAUUGAUCAGCUUGGAGUAUCUUUGUCUCCCACUACGUCAAGUGUAAGAAAAAAUCUAUCACCCGCCGACACCUCUCUUCUAACUCCCGCGACCUUUCCGGUGAACUGCAACGCUACGCCGUUGCACAGGCCACAAAGCGAGACCAAAGCGCGGUGAAAGAAAUUUUAGACUUGCAGACACAGCUCAAUCGACUCUUCAUGGAACUAGGGUCGUCGAAAACUGCCAGUACUAUCGCCAGAAAGAAAACAGCUGCCGCCAUCGCCGGACGGGCCAAAGCAGAGCAACUGAUGUUUCAAUUGCAUUUAUCCAAAGCUUUGCACACCAGAGUGGACGUGAACGCUGGUGGAGGUGCACCUAGUAGAGCUUUGGACGGAAGUGGUGCUUUUAGGGAUCAGGAUGAGGAAUAAGUGAUUCUGCAGAUUUUGUCUCAGGUGGUUCAUCGCAAAGAAGGUCUUAAAAACUUACUCAAUCUUAAAGCCAACAUCUAUAUCUAACGAUCACAAAUAUAGAUAUUUAUUAAAAUAUUUGGUCAGAUAGACAUAGAGGUUGCAGAAGAUGAAGGGGUGGGGCAAAUGCUACGAUGAACGAAAUGAUAGAUUAGGAUCGGAGUUUGUAUGCUACUUUCUCAAAGAUUGAGAUGCCGAUAGAUGAAGACGCAUCACCACGUUCGUGCAUGAAAAGACUUUUAAUUACUUAUAAUAAAUAUAUCUAAAUUAAAAACUUUUCUUGUUAUUUUUGAAUGUACGGAAAGACACCAGUCAGAC